CUCUCUCUCUCACUCAUUCACUCUCACACACACACACACACACACCACCCACCCCACUCCUCUCCUGUCUUCUCUGGCGCUACCUUCUGUCACCACUUUUGCUGGAGCAGCACUUUGGCCGGAGUGAUAGCCAGCAAUGGGCGCCACAUCCCAGUGAAAUGAAUAGAGGAAACCAAGUGAUCUGAUGGCCAGGAGAUGGAGGACUGGAGGACUGGACAACAGGAAACGGCAGUGGGAGACCCACAGGAAGUCCUUGACAGCAUUUACGGAGGUUUUGUUGCUGCCCUAAACGCCAGGUUACCUGGCGCUUCCCGCGACAGAGCUGUCACUCAACCGGGCCUGUCGCGACCUUUGACAUGAAGCGUGACAGUGACACAUCUUGGCACCAACAAACCUCCGAGCCAUGCAUGGAGCCUGGAGGGACAAGAAAACAUUUGGUGACUGCUUCAGUGCCAUGCAUGGAGCCUGGAGGGACAAGAAAACAUUUGGUGACUGCUUCAGUGCCAUGCAUGGAGCCUGGAGGGACAAGAAAACAUUUGGUGACUGCUUCAGUGCCAUGCAUGGAGCCUGGAGGGACAAGAAAACAUUUGGUGACUGCUUCAGUGCCAUGCAUGGAGCCUGGAGGGACAAGAAAACAUUUGGUGACUGCUUCAGUGCCAUGCAUGGAGCCUGGAGGGACAAGAAAACAUUUGGUGACUGCUUCAGUGCCAUGCAUGGAGCCUGGAGGGACAAGAAAACAUUUGGUGACUGCUUCAGUGCCAUGCAUGGAGCCUGGAGGGACAAGAAAACAUUUGGUGACUGCUUCAGUGCCAUGCAUGGAGCCUGGAGGGACAAGAAAACAUUUGGUGACUGCUUCAGUGCCAUGCAUGGAGCCUGGAGGGACAAGAAAACAUUUGGUGACUGCUUCAGUGCCAUGCAUGGAGCCUGGAGGGACAAGAAAACAUUUGGUGACUGCUUCAGUGCCAUGCAUGGAGCCUGGAGGGACAAGAAAACAUUUGGUGACUGCUUCAGUGCCAUGCAUGGAGCCUGGAGGGACAAGAAAACAUUUGGUGACUGCUUCAGUGCCAUGCAUGGAGCCUGGAGGGACAAGAAAACAUUUGGUGACUGCUUCAGUGCCAUGCAUGGAGCCUGGAGGGACAAGAAAACAUUUGGUGACUGCUUCAGUGCCAUGCAUGGAGCCUGGAGGGACAAGAAAACAUUUGGUGACUGCUUCAGUGCCAUGCAUGGAGCCUGGAGGGACAAGAAAACAUUUGGUGACUGCUUCAGUGCCAUGCAUGGAGCCUGGAGGGACAAGAAAACAUUUGGUGACUGCUUCAGUGCCAUGCAUGGAGCCUGGAGGGACAAGAAAACAUUUGGUGACUGCUUCAGUGCCAUGCAUGGAGCCUGGAGGGACAAGAAAACAUUUGGUGACUGCUUCAGUGCCAUGCAUGGAGCCUGGAGGGACAAGAAAACAUUUGGUGACUGCUUCAGUGCCAGGCAUAGAUGUGUGGAAAAGCAAAGCGCGGCGUCGUUAAAAGGUUCUGGCGUGUUGUGGUGA
Messenger RNA from Alosa sapidissima (American shad), 1537 nucleotides. RefSeq lists its product as uncharacterized. The coding region runs from base 404 to 1537 and encodes 377 amino acids. NCBI's taxonomy places the organism in Eukaryota, Metazoa, Chordata, Actinopteri, Clupeiformes, Clupeidae. The record is from RefSeq and is a predicted model, not a curated record. The transcript has 4 exons.